Xenopus tropicalis (tropical clawed frog) is the source of this 1235-nucleotide messenger RNA. RefSeq names its product serine/threonine-protein kinase dst4-like. The record is from RefSeq and is a predicted model, not a curated record. Gene Ontology annotation, molecular function: ATP binding. Bases 189 to 1037 code for a protein of 282 amino acids. The transcript has 6 exons. NCBI's taxonomy places the organism in Eukaryota, Metazoa, Chordata, Amphibia, Anura, Pipidae.
AAGUUAGGUUGGGGUGUUUGAAACUGUUAUUGUAUCCAUUUUAUUUACCUUGUUUCUUUUGUUUGAAACUAGAAGCAACAGGAGAUCGAAAAAGAAGUCGGAAUCCUUCAAAUCGUAUCUGGCCACCGGAACAUCGUCGACUUCUAUGGGGCCUUUUAUCAUAAGGCCUCAUCGAAACAUGGAGGACUAUGGAUUGCUACAGAGCUUUGUACCGGUGCGACUGUAGAAGAGCUAAUUGCCACCAAAAGGACCUUAGGCGAAAGAUGGAUCGCCUAUAUUUGCAAGAAUGUGAUAACGGUAGGUCACCUGUUAAACUCCUUCCUGCUAUUCUCAUAUUUCUAAUUAAUCAAAGAGUACAAAAUAUUUAUAUACUUACUUUUGCUUUCUUGAUUUCUCAGGGCCUUAACCAUCUGGAAGAGAAAAAUAUAAUCCAUCACGACAUCAAGCCCGAACACAUUGUCAUCUCCUCAUCCGGAGAGGUGAAGAUCGGCGAGUUUUGCUUUGCGACCAUCGGAGGAAGGAGCGCCAGCACUUCGGGGACCAUGGCAUACAUGGCUCCGGAAGUACUGGCUCAUUUUGCCCAAAACAGCGGCGAAUAUGACCAUAAGGCUGACAUCUGGUCACUAGGGAUUGCAGCCAUUCAAAUGGCGGAAGGACAUCUCCCAUUCAGAAGACUUCCCAAGCAGAAGCUGAUCCAGAGAAUAACAACCGGUCCCAUUCCAUCAUUAUCAUCAAGGGGCAAUUGGAGUGACGAGUUCCGCUUCUUUAUCAGCGAGUGCCUGCAGAGAGACCCAGGCAGGAGACCAUCUGCAAGGCAGCUCCUCACGCACCCUUUCAUUGCCGAGCUCCGGGGUGAAAGGGGGGUGCAGAGGAAUAUCGCCCAACACCUGCACAGAGGUAGGGGAACUGCUCAUUCUCAUUAUAGUUCAUGUGAUGCACAGACUGUAAUCAUUUACUGUUCCCAUUCCUACAAUAUUCUCCUGCUUUCCUAUAUACAAUAUCAUUCUAUAACUAAAGCCACCAAGAAUAAAGACUAAGAUUGGAUUAGGGCAGAGCUCACUAAACUGGGCUAAAUCUACAGGAGAGACAAACAUCUGAGAGGGGAGAACAUGUUAUUAUUAGACAGUUGUAGUUGGCCUUUAAAUUAGCAGCAAAAGGGAACGUGAUAUAAAACAUGCAUAUAAAUGCAAAGAGUAACAAGGAACAAAUUGCAGAAUUAUUAUAUACUCACCUAC